Xylona heveae TC161 is the source of this 4602-nucleotide messenger RNA. Its product is annotated as P-type ATPase. The transcript is spliced from 4 exons. Lineage: Eukaryota; Fungi; Ascomycota; Xylonomycetes; Xylonales; Xylonaceae. Gene Ontology annotation, cellular component: plasma membrane. Bases 1 to 4602 code for a protein of 1533 amino acids. Gene Ontology annotation, biological process: phospholipid translocation. Gene Ontology annotation, molecular function: magnesium ion binding; ATPase-coupled intramembrane lipid carrier activity; ATP hydrolysis activity. The record is from RefSeq and is a predicted model, not a curated record.
AUGACCAUUCAGCCAUACGCAGAGCCAACUAACGUGACGAAUCCCGUCAAUCGGAUACGAUGGGCGACGCAACGAGUUUCUGGCCCAAGCGGGCGAAAGAAGCGUCUCUCCAUCAUGGACCGGUUCCAUCGAGGUUCGGUACGCGAGAAGAGGGCGCGACAACAGCAGCAACAGCAUGCCGAUUCAUUUCCAGAAGAAGAGGAUGGCCCUGAUCAUCAGGAUACAGAAGAGUCACAUGAAGAAGCUGAAGGUCAACAACGGUCCAUCUACUUCAACGUUCCUCUCCCGGAUUCCGCCAAAGACGACGAAGGCCGGCCCGCGAUCCAGUAUUCGCGGAACAAGAUCCGUACGGCCAAAUAUACGCCUCUCAGCUUCGUCCCGAAGAACUUGUACUUUCAACUACACAACAUAGCUAAUAUUUAUUUCUUGUUCAUUGUGAUCCUCCAGAUUUUCUCCAUUUUCGGUGCUUCCAAUCCCGGCCUCGGUGCCGUGCCCAUUAUUGUUAUUCUCACUGUGACGGCGAUCAAAGAUGCCAUUGAGGACUGGCGGCGAACCGUGCUUGACAAUGAACUGAACAACUCGUCGGUUCAUCGUCUGGUGGAUUGGGACAAUGUCAACGUGUCUGAGGAGAACGUGUCCGCCUGGCGAAGGGUGAAGAAGGCAACCACGCGGACAAUUGUAUCCACUUAUCGAGCAUGCAAAGGCAUGAGGAAAAAGUCGUCCAAAAAGGGCCAAAAAGAUGUCGAGCGUGGCCUCGAUGAGCCUCGGACGUCUGCCGGCACCAGGCCAACGCCGCGGACCUCGAUGAACUCUUACCGCUCUUCAGUCUAUUCUCAGAAUAGCGGGGUCGAGGAGGAAGGCAUCCAAAUGACGCCCGUUCCCUCGCCGAGUCCCGCGAAAGAGCGUCUCUCCAACGGCAAUUUGGAGGUCCACGAACGCCCAAUGACCGGUUUCUCCUACGACGAAGAGUCCGAAAACUACUUUGCCGCGAGAAAAGCUGCUGCUCCUACGCAGGAGUUGAGAAAAAAUGCCUCGGCUUCCAAUAAGGCAUGGGGCAACGUUAUCAAUCCCAAUAAACCCCUGCAUAAUGCAGCUCGGUUCAAAAAAGACUAUUGGAAGAAUGUGCAAGUUGGCGACUUUGUGCGCAUCUACAAUGAAGACGAGGUUCCGGCCGAUUGUGUCAUCCUAUCCACUUCGGAUCCGGACGGCGCUUGCUACGUUGAGACAAAGAAUUUGGACGGCGAGACAAACCUCAAAGUCCGUCAGUCACUGCGCUGUGGCCGUCAUGUGAAGCAUGCUAGAGACUGCGCACGGACUGAGUUUCUCAUUGAGAGCGAGCCACCGCACUCCAACCUUUACCAGUACAAUGGUGUGAUUCGCUGGAAUCAAAUUGACACGGCAGAUCAAGACGUGGAGCCCGUUCCCAGAGCAGAACCAAUUUCGGUCAACAAUUUGCUGCUACGUGGAUGCAGUCUUCGAAACACGGAGUGGGUGCUUGCCAUUGUCGUCUUCACCGGAGAAGAGACCAAGAUUAUGCUCAACUCUGGCAUGACGCCCACUAAGCGCACGAGGAUCGCUCGAGACCUAAAUUGGAAUGUCAUCUACAACUUCAUCAUCCUGUUCUUGAUGUGUUUCAUUUGCGCUAUCGUCAACGGCGUUACUUGGGGUCAAGGACACAACUCUCUCGACUUCUUUGAAUUUGGAUCCAUUGGAGGGACCCCGGCGCUGAAUGGUUUCGUCACGUUCUGGACUGUUGUUAUUCUCUUUCAGAACUUGGUCCCGAUUUCGCUCUUUAUUACCCUUGAAAUUAUCAAGACGGCCCAGGCAUUCUUCAUUUGGAGUGAUACUUUCAUGUACUACGAAAAGAUUGAUUAUCCUUGCACGCCAAAGUCGUGGAAUAUCUCAGACGACCUCGGACAGAUCGAGUACAUUUUCUCGGACAAGACAGGAACUUUGACGCAAAAUGUCAUGGAGUUCAAGAAAUGUACUAUCAAUGGGGUUCCUUAUGGAGAGGCUUACACCGAGGCUUUGGCUGGUAUGCGCAAACGAGAGGGAGUCGACGUCGAAGAGGAGGGGGAGCGAAUGCGCGAGCAGAUUGCACAAGAUCGAGUGCAGAUGUUGGCUGGUCUUCGAAAGAUGCACGACAACCCCUACCUAGUCGAUGAUCAGCUCACUUUUGUUGCACCAGACUACGUUGCCCACCUCGCAGGCGAAAAUGGAGAGGAGCAAAGUCGUGCCAACGAGCACUUUAUGCUCGCGCUUGCUCUCUGCCACACGGUUGUCACAGAGCGAACGCCCGGUGACCCCCCCAAGAUUGAAUUCAAGGCCCAGUCCCCAGAUGAGGCCGCCCUGGUUGCCACAGCUCGUGACUGUGGCUUUACCGUUCUCGGCCGUCGUGGUGAUGAGAUCAUGCUCAAUAUCAUGGGCGAGGAGCGAUCAUAUACUAUUCUCAACACGUUAGAGUUCAACUCUUCGCGAAAGCGUAUGAGCGCUAUUGUUCGAAUGCCUGACGGGAAAAUUGUUCUCUUUUGCAAAGGCGCAGACAGCAUAAUUUGGUCUCGCCUGAGACGUGGCGAGCAGGCCGAGUUGCGCGAAAGCACCAAACAACAUCUUGAGAUGUUUGCCCGAGAAGGUCUUCGCACUUUGUGCGUAGCGCAAAGGGAGCUGAAUGAGGACGAGUACUACGCGUGGAACAAGAAGCAUGAAGUUGCUGCCGCUGCAGUCCAAGAUCGAGAGGAGAAGCUUGAGAAGAUUUCAGAUGAGAUCGAAAGGCAGCUGCUGCUACUCGGCGGAACAGCCAUCGAGGACAGACUUCAGGAUGGUGUGCCUGAAACGAUUGCCCUGCUCGCAGAAGCGGGAAUCAAGCUUUGGGUGCUCACUGGAGACAAGGUCGAGACUGCCAUCAAUAUUGGAUUUUCUUGUAACCUCCUUAACAAUGACAUGAAUCUCAUUGUUGUAAAGGCGGAUGCUGGGAAUCCAGAAGCAGUGUCAGCAGAAUUGGAGAAACACCUGAGUGUAUUUGGGAUGACAGGAUCAGAUGCCGAAUUGGCUGCCGCUAAGAAGGAUCACGGCGCACCUGGUCCCACUCACGCCAUUGUUAUCGAUGGUGAUUCACUCAAGGUUGUUCUGGAAGAGCAAUACAAGCAGCAAUUCCUCUUGCUCUGUAAGCAGUGCAAAUCAGUUCUUUGCUGCCGAGUCAGCCCCAGCCAGAAAGCUGCUGUCGUUCAAAUGGUCAAACGAGGUCUUGAUGUUAUGACACUCUCCAUUGGAGACGGUGCCAAUGACGUCGCAAUGAUACAAGAGGCAGACGUCGGAGUGGGUAUCGCCGGUGAGGAGGGUAGACAGGCAGCCAUGUCGUCCGACUAUGCCAUUGGUCAAUUCCGCUUUCUGCAACGACUUGUCCUUGUUCACGGCCGCUGGUCAUAUCGCAGAAUUGGUGAGACAAUUGCCAACUUUUUCUACAAGAAUAUCGUUUGGACAUUCACGUUAUUCUGGUACAUGAUCUACAACAAUUUUGACGGAUCAUAUCUCUUUGAAUACACGUACAUUCUACUGUACAACUUGGCCUUCACAUCCAUUCCAAUCAUCUUAUUGGGUGUGCUCGACCAAGAUGUAAGUGACAAGGUCUCUCUUGCUGUCCCUCAGCUCUACCGUCGUGGCAUUCAACGCAAGGAAUGGACACAAACAAAGUUCUGGGUGUAUAUGCUUGAUGGCAUCUACCAGUCUGUGAUUUGCUUCUACAUGGGAUAUCUCAUGUUUAAACCAGCCAAUUUUGUCACCGCGAACGGACAAAAUAUUAAUGACAGACAGCGCAUAGGCAUCUAUGUUGCCUGCGCAACAGUCGUUGUAGCAAACAUCUAUUUACUCAUGAACACAUACAGAUGGGACUGGUUCACUCUCCUCAUCAUGUCAAUCAGUAUCCUCCUCGUGUGGUUCUGGACAGGAGUCUAUUCAGCCUUCACGUCCACCAUGACGUUUUACGGAGCUGCCAGCGAGGUCUUUGGCCAAGCGACAUUCUGGGCUGUCACUUUCCUUUCUGUCAUUAUCUGUCUGUUACCCAGAUUCAGCGCCAAGAUCGUUCAGAAAUUCUACAUGCCCUACGACGUCGACAUUGUUCGCGAGCAAGUCAAGCAAGGGAAAUUCGCCUAUCUUGAUGAAAAGUCGGCAUACACUGUCCAAUCCAACAGCGAGUCCACCGCUUCCUCGGACGAAAUACCUAAGCCCGCACCUAUAAAUGGCAACGCUUAUCAGAAUGAAGAUGAAAGGCCGAUUUAUCCUCCCUCGGUAGCGGCGACUCGCACUACCCAUAACCCCCGAAGUCAAAACGGCAGCGAUGGCACAGAAUACACCGGCCAUCGUUUAUCACUAGACCCUCCGGUGCGAACUUCGGUGGAGCGUCCCUCCCGACCCUCAUAUGAGAGAGUUCGCAUGAGUAUGGAUCGAAUGCGACCCAGUUUCGAGGCGUCGAAUGACAUUACCUCUGCCGCCAUGCUCACGAGAAUGGAGUCGGAGUAUUCGCAGCCAGAGCACAGCGAAACUGGCGUAGAUGGAAACCGUGAUAAUGGCGGAACACAGCAGUCAGCGAUUCCUCAUGCGCGAUGA